Paramormyrops kingsleyae is the source of this 813-nucleotide messenger RNA. Lineage: Eukaryota; Metazoa; Chordata; Actinopteri; Osteoglossiformes; Mormyridae. The record is from RefSeq and is a predicted model, not a curated record.
GGAGUCGGUUUGAGCAAUCUUAGUAAAUAUGCUUAUUAGACUAUGAUUACUAUAAAUAAUCAUUUUGAUUUACUACUCCAAUUCAUCAUGAAGAUUUCACUCUGAUACUUUUGUGUUUACAACAACGCAACAAUGUUGCAAAGCGCUAUUGUUUGACGUGGCCGCCAGCGAAAGAUACCCAGCGUCCUUCUCAAACUGAAAUUCUAGUGACAGACAAAAGUGGCCAGGAUCUACAAAAGUCGCCGGUCCAGACAGCCCAAGAACCUGUAAACAAGGACCAGGGUCCGGAGCUUUGGUGUGAAAGCGCCUAAUAAGAGUCGGACUGCAAUAUAUGGGAACUGGUUCUUUACAACCCUGAUCGUCUAAGCGAUGGCUCACUCUUCCAAUGAGGAGGCCCAGACCUCGCUCCCCGACCUCUUGCUCGAUUAUCUGAAGGAGCUCAGUGAAGAAGAGCUGAAGGAGUUUAAAUGGAAACUGAGUCACAUAAAGUAUAAAGAGUUAAAGUCCCUUCCCAGGGGUCAGGUGAAGGACUUGGAUAGAACAGACCUCGCCGACAAGAUGAUAAGUUCCUACAGUGAAGUUGAUGCUCUCAAUGUCAUGCUUGACAUCCUGAAGAAGAUGAACCUGAAUGAUCUUGCUCAGAGACUGAAUGAAGACCUGCAGAAGGGUCCCCAAGCAGAAAGUCAACUGGGUGACAUAUUGGAGCAGAACACUAUCAUGUCAGAAAGACCAAAGCCCUCCGGUGCCCAGGGAGGAAAAGGAGGAAGAGGAGAGGAGGGAAAACAGGAAAAAGACAGAGGUAAUAAUAACUAA